AUGGUCAGACUAAGUGAUCGCCCUACAGCUUGGACCAAGUGGCUUUCUUUGGAUGAGUGGUGGUAUAACAACACUUUUCAUGUUUCUACUGGCAUCACUCCUUAUGAGGCCUUGUAUGGUCAAGUUCCCCCAACCUUGGUGCACUAUGUUCCUAAUGGAACUGCUGUUGCAGCUGCUGAAAACUUGUUACAUGACCGUGACACUAUCCUUAAAUUGCUCAAGGAACGUUUGGCUACCUCACAGCAUAGGAUGAAACAAUUUGCAGACAUGCACAGAUCAAAGAGGGUUUUUGACGUUGGUGAUUGGGUUUUCCUUAAGCUGCAACCUUUUAGGCAGAUUACACAAAAGGUGGGACCAGUGGCUUACAAACUGGAUCUACCCCCUUCUUCCAAAAUCCAUCCAGUGUUCUAUGUUUCGCUGUUGAAAAAGAAGUUGAUCAGUACUGGAGUGGUAGUUCAAAAAGAGCUGCCCUUGACUGGGGACGAUGGUCAACUUCAGUUGGAGCCCAUUGCUAUCUUAGAGCGAAAGUUGGUUAAGAGGAACAAUAGGCCUCACAUUCUAGUCUUAGUUCAGUGGUCCAACUCCAUCCCUGAAGAUGCAACUUGGGAGAAUUGGCAUGACUUGCAUCAACGGUUUCCUCAUUUUCAACCUUGA
This is a messenger RNA of Rhododendron vialii, 654 nucleotides long. RefSeq lists its product as uncharacterized. Gene Ontology annotation, molecular function: nucleic acid binding. The coding region runs from base 1 to 654 and encodes 217 amino acids. The transcript has 3 exons. NCBI's taxonomy places the organism in Eukaryota, Viridiplantae, Streptophyta, Magnoliopsida, Ericales, Ericaceae. The record is from RefSeq and is a predicted model, not a curated record.